CAGCAAGGGUCCUCAUGGUAGAAUAUAUUAUGGUCUCUGGCACCCUUAACAAUAAUUUUGUUCUGUUGUUUGUUUCGUGUCAAAAUGAAUUUUCCAAACGAAAAUACACGAAUGUCAAACGGUUGCGUGAGUGAAGCGUAUUUGAAAUUUUCAAGCACUCAAUAAUCAAAGAAUUACGUUAGGUCUCUCAUUUUUUCUAGAGCGAUUUCACGAAAAGCAAAUUAUAAAUGAUCCUUAUUGAAGGAAUUUAAUAUAUCUCACUCACGGGAAGUGUAACGUUGAAUGUGAUUUCAAAAUAAAUGUGUUUCGAGUUCUCUAGAACAACAUGUCAUAAAAUUGUCAUCACCCUUAGAGUACUGAGGAGCAACACGAAAAGGAUAUUAAAUUUAAUUAGUAUUAUAAAAAAAUACCUUUACAUAGAAAAUCUAAUUUGAAAACGGUAUCUAAGAAAAAAUGCUGAUGGAAUACCUGCGUCGUUUUGGAUUACUUUUAUUCACCCACCUGCUGUUGUUGAUGCUUCUAGGAACAAAAUCAAUAUGCGGCGAUGUUCAACCUCAUUACUGGGAAACCCCAUAUUCCCAGCCAUAUUUUGAUAAUACCACACGAAGAGAAGUAACAGCAACAGUGGGGCAAUCAGCUUUGCUGCAUUGUCGAGUGAGAAAUUUAGGUGACAGAGCGGUUUCGUGGAUACGAAAAAGAGACCUACAUAUCUUAACAGUUGGUAUUCUAACAUACACGAAUGACCAAAGAUUUCAGUCGUUGCAUACAGAAGGAUCGGAUGAAUGGACUUUAAGGAUAUCAUCUCCACAGCCAAGAGAUUCUGGAACGUAUGAGUGUCAGGUUUCAACAGAACCAAAAAUAAGUCAAGGCUUUCGACUAAAUGUUGUUGUAUCACGUGCGAAAAUCCUUGGCAACUCAGAACUUUUUAUAAAAAGUGGCAGUGAUAUAAAUCUGACAUGCCUGGCGAUGCAAUCACCAAUACCGCCGUCAUUUAUUUAUUGGUACAAAGGAAAACGUGUCAUGAAUUAUUCUCAACGUGGUGGCAUCAACGUUAUAACAGAACGACAGACUCGGACGAGUAAAUUAUUGAUAGCAAAGGCAACGCCAGCUGAUUCUGGCAACUAUACCUGUUCGCCGAGUAGUUCAGAUUCGGACAGCGUUGUGGUGCAUGUUAUAAACGGCGAACAUCCUGCCGCAAUGCAGCAUGGCAACAGUACUACUACAACAACAACAAGUACUACCAACAAUUUUGCAUCAUCAUUGCAUUGUUACCGAAAACGAAAACUGACGCUGGCAGCGUCGACUUUCACCUCCAUCAGCAGCACCAAAACAUUCGUACAUCAUGCAAUUACUACAUUACGAUUGUUCCUGGUGGAUGAUUGCGUCAUAAGUUGGAUGAUGUUUGUGUUAUGUCUGCCAUCGUCAAUAGGAUAUUUUUGGUCCUUUAGGUGAUUAAUAAUGUAAGAGAAACGAGGACUAAUUUAAAAUAUUGAUUUUUGUCAAUAACAAAACAAAAAUGGAAGUAAAAAAGUAAAGAGAUUUUGGAGUCUAUAAUUUUUAAGAAAAUAAAAUGUGAUUUUUUGAACGACUAUUAAUUAGAUUUAAGAAUAAUAAUAAUAAUAAUUGUUAAGUUAUGUAAGUAAAUUAAAAAAUCGUUAUGAGUAAGAAUACAUAUGUCUAUUAUGUUCCUAUUUUGGUUUUUAUAAUAAUAUGUUUUGGUUUAGGAGAAUCUAAUUUACAGAUUAGCUAAAUUUUAAUCAACCUUUUUUAAGGUCUUAGAAUUUUACUAGUUUAGCAAUUUUCUAAAUAAAUCAUCAAAGUACUGGGACCUAUUUCUCCAAACACUUUUUACUUUUCUCUUUAAAAAUUUGCCAACAAACAUUAUUCUGCAAUUUAAAGUUGCCAAGUGUUUCACAAAAUUUGCAAAGUAAAAAGACUUUUGUAUUUUUGAGACUUUAUUUGAAAAGUGAAAAUCAAAAGUUAGUAUUUCAUCAAUUUAAAAUACAACUUUGUAAUUAUUUCGUUUCUUGAAAAGUUGCAAAGUAAAUUACAGCAAAUUGAUCUACAUAAGAAAUUUUCCAUGAGGAAAAAAUUGAGAGGCCAUGUCUGAACAAUUUUAUGCCCAGCGAAUGUUGUUGAGAGAAAUUCAUCAAUAAUAAUAUUCGACACUCGAUAAACUAUUUUGUACAUUUCUGUUUCCAAUUUCAGACAACACUUAUUCAAUAUUACUUUCCGUUACUCGAAAACUUUCUUUUGUCGAAGAAUCAUUUCAAAUAUCGAAGUUAAUUAUUUGUUUUACUACUUUUUGGUCCCUAAUUUUACCUUCCUCAUUUUAUUAACAACACCUUUUCAAAAGAAACGAUUUUAUGCUUUAAACUGUCAAAUAGAAUUAAAAGGUGGUUACGAUGUUGACGGAUUAAAAAAACUGUACAAAAUCAGACUUUUUUGAAAUUGAGAUUAAUCAACGCGUUAAACCUUAAAUUCAUACUUCAUAUUCUUUGGUAAACUUGCCAAAAUGAAAAAAAAACCGAUGUCCAUUAUCUUGUUAACAAUUGAAUCCUUCUCCAUUUCCAAAACGAUUCAUAAUUUUUUUUAUCAGUUUUUGACAAUUUUUCGAAACAAACUUUUAUUUGCAAAUAAACAUUUCUUUUUACAUAUUUUUUCAAAAUUCUAAAUAUAAUUUUCAAACUUUAUUGAAAAACAAACGGUUUGCAAAAUAACAAAACUUUUCUCUUUAAUGAAAAGACUUUGCACUUUGAAAAUCUGAGUUUGGUGAAACAUAUUUUGCGAAGUAAAAGUGCAAACUUGCAAUGUAAAAAGUGUGUGUCGAAACAGGGCUCGGGUCAUUCUAGGAAUUUUAUCUUUUACUAACUAAAAAUGUUGCAUCUGAGAACGUCUAAACAAAAUGACAGUUUUAGCCAAUUACUAAAUUGCAAUUACAUGAUUUUAUAUUUGGUAUAAUGUUAAAAAGAUGGUUUGAUUCUAAAAUUGUUUGAAAUCAGAAAAUCAUAAAUUAGACUUAGUAACCUCCUAAAAUGGACUUAAUUUUUUACUAAAUUGCUUAUAAGUUAUCAUUUACUUAACAUCUGAUGAAAUUACUGUGGGAAAAACUAGAAAAAAAUAGAUCCUGAAAGUUAAUUUUGAACAGCAAUAAUAUAAAUUUUGAUGAUAAUAAUUGGGGGCAACGAUAGUCAAAAAGUCUAGCAAAAGAAAAAGAGGUUUUCGCUAAUAAGGUUCUAACCUUACAGACUGUUUUUUACAAACCCCACUUUCAAAGGAAACACAAAGAAUAAAAAGCAACGAAAAAAAUCAUUUUUGGCAGCAUCUAGUGUAUUUUGUAAAGAAUCUCUAGUUUUCACACAAAAAUUAAUCUAAACUCUUAAAUAAGAACAUUUUGUUUAUAAAUCCUAAGUAAUGAUUAAAAAAAGCUUCCAUUAAAAAAAAAUACUAUUUUAAUAGUGUUAGAAAAUUUGCAAAGCAUAUUCACAAAAUAAUUAUUACAUUUUUUAAUUUAACUUCAAGUAAAUUAACAGGUAUUUUCCACUUCUGUAUAGAAACAACAUAAGCAAAUUGAAAAAGGACACUAUUCAAUAAAAUUAAAUUUUACAAUAAACACCGGUGUAUCAUAAUUUUUAAUGAAGUAACAAUUUUUUUUGUCAAUAAUAAUAAAAAAAAACAACAAUAAAAAACGAAUGCACCUAGUGAAUUUAUUUAAUAACAAAAAUAAACUUAAACAAUAAAUAAAAUAUAUUAAAAAAUAAAUCAGUCAAUGGAAGAAAACACUAAUAAUAGUUUUAAAUUUACCAAUUCAUGUUCACGGAGAGUGGAAAUGCAUUUAUGUAUCUAUAUUGUAAAAACAGUAUAUUUUUUUGUAUUCAUAUGUUACUCAAUUAUUUUCAAAACAAAAAUAAAUAUUGUAAAUAAAAUUUAAGAAAAACAUGAAUUUUUCUUAUGAUGCAAUUAAAAACUAGUGUACAUCAAAUUUAAACCAACAAAAAUCUAUUAAUUGUAAGAAAUUCGGGCAAGGCUUUAGUUAUUUAAACAAACAAAAUAAUAAUAAUAAAACCAUAUUUACUAUGUACCUAUAUUCAAUUAUUUAAGUUUGAUAUGAAUGUAUAUGAAAAAAAAAUAAUUUUUAAGAAAAUAAAACAAAAGAGUGAAAAGGUCA
This is a messenger RNA of Eupeodes corollae, 4168 nucleotides long. RefSeq names its product limbic system-associated membrane protein-like. Gene Ontology annotation, cellular component: neuron projection membrane. Gene Ontology annotation, biological process: synapse organization. The transcript is spliced from 6 exons. Bases 454 to 1452 code for a protein of 332 amino acids. The record is from RefSeq and is a predicted model, not a curated record. Lineage: Eukaryota; Metazoa; Arthropoda; Insecta; Diptera; Syrphidae.